Molecule: messenger RNA, 2319 nt
Organism: Carya illinoinensis
Lineage: Eukaryota; Viridiplantae; Streptophyta; Magnoliopsida; Fagales; Juglandaceae
Product: transcription factor bHLH112-like
Exons: 7
Coding region: 208-1599 (463 amino acids)
Biological process (GO): regulation of transcription by RNA polymerase II
Cellular component (GO): nucleus
Molecular function (GO): RNA polymerase II cis-regulatory region sequence-specific DNA binding; protein dimerization activity; DNA-binding transcription factor activity, RNA polymerase II-specific
Source: RefSeq, a predicted model, not a curated record
GUUCGUUAACCAUUUCAUAUAUAAGUCAUUCCCCCACCAAAAGAAUUUUGUGAUACUGCUUGAAUUUAGACAUAGAUAAACACUAGAGAGAGAGCUAGCUCCAGACACAGGUAAGCGGCUGGAGCAUUAACAAGAGGGAGAUCCAGUACUACGGCAAUAACUUGACUUUAUAACCAGCUAGCUAGCUGGUUUCUCGAUCUUCUGGGCAUGGCAGAGGAAUUUCAGACUGGGGUUUGCGGGGCGAAUUGGACGAUGAAUUCAUCGAGAAGCCUGUUCACGGGAGGCUAUAUGUGGCCGUCGGAUAUGGUACUGGAUUUGAAGUCCGGGAGGUCUCGUGAUCAGGAGACUCUUGAUUCGGUUUCUGCAGCUAGGACAUCCCUUGUUUUGCAAGAUCUGCAGAAGCCUCAGCAGGCUGAUUCUACCAGUGGCAGCAGUGCUAGCAUCUUGAGUGAUUCUGACUUGCAAAUGAUGGGUUUCGGCUUUUCAUCAUCGUCAACAACUUCGGAUUUGAACCAAGCUUUGCUUCGUGGUGGUGGAACAUCUGAGAACAAUUAUAGUUCCAUGUUACAAGAAGAACGCAUGAAUUCGAUGUUGAAUUACCAACAAGAAAAAGUGGUAGAUUCUUCUCAAAUUCAAAAGAAUUGGAUCCCCAAGAGCUUCUCCAAUGGAAGCGAAGUACUCACUGCUUAUAAGUCUACAAUUCAAGACUUUCCUUCGGAUAGUGGCUCCAACAAUAUUACAGAGACUUUCCAGGGAAUAUCCACCGGUUUUCCUGCGAGUUCAGCUUCUAAUUAUGGGUACCCUACAACAUUCGGACAAUGUUUAUUUGAUCUUGAAUCUCAAACCCAGCAACCUCUAUUCAACAAUCGGCCCAUCAUGAACUUCAAUUACCCAUCGAAUGCUAAUUAUGGGACAAACUCUAAUGAAAUAAUUUCUCCUUCUUGUCCUAAGUUCUCUACCAUUUAUCCAAAGCAACAGCCUUGUGACCUGCACUCCUCCAACAAAACACCCUUUUGGAAUACCUCCACGGCCGCUCUAGCUGAAAGUAUUCGACCUGGCCUUUUUCCUUCAUCACAAUCACAAUAUCUAGCUCCAACAUUUGGAGAAAAACCCAAGUUCUCCAACCUCACUGUAAAGCCUAAAGUUGAAGAUGUACUGCAAGACUCGGUCUCAGUACUGGCGAAGAAAAGUGGCAGUGAACCCGUAUUCAAAAGGCCAAGAAUUGAAACCCCAUCUCCAUUACCAACGUUUAAGGUUCGGAAAGAGAAACUAGGGGACCGAAUAACUGCACUCCAGCAAUUGGUUUCACCUUUCGGAAAGACUGAUACAGCAUCCGUUCUCCAUGAAGCUAUAGAUUACAUCAAGUUCCUCCAUGAUCAAGUCGGUGUUUUAAGUACUCCAUAUAUGAAAAAUGGAACGCCAAUUCAGCACCAACAGGGCUCUGAUAAAUUGAAGGACAGUAGUCCUGAUCAAGACCAAAACCAAGAUUUAAGAAGCCGAGGACUCUGUUUGGUUCCGAUUUCAAGCACAUAUCCAGUUGCUAACGAGACAGCAGCUGAUUUUUGGACGCCAACAUUUGGAUCAGGAGCAUUCGGGUAGAGAAGCUGAGAAUGAAGCCAAAGAUUUUCCAUAUACGGCCAAUUAAGUAGUAGUAGAGUAUCAACAACCAGAGAAGCUAGAAAUACUGAUAUCAGUUUUGGAAGAAGAAUAAAAAUUGGAAAGCACAGAAGCUACAUAUAAUUUCCGUGUUGUACCAGUACUCAGGAGGAAAAGCUAUAUACAGAAACAAAAAAAAAAAAAAGAUCGAACAAAUUAAAGAGAGAGAUUGAAGUAGUGGUCCUUCAUAUAUUGACAGACAAUCUUGGGCCAACUGCAAGCAGAAUGUAGGCUAACAAAUGAUUGAUUAGUGGCCUCACAAUAUAUAUAUAUAUAUAUAUAGGUGUGCUAGAAAACCAAGUAUUAAAUCUAGUUAGAGGUGGUUAGGAGCAGGAACAACUGCUAAUUUUAGCAGAAGUUGACACUGGUUUAUAUAAAAUAUACUGCUGCUGCUGCUGCUGUUGCUGUUGAUAAUAUAUAACUGAAGAUCAUUUUGGCAGGAGGAAGAUAAAGGGUCUAGCUAGCUUUAGUUGAUGAUCAUUUCAGCUUUAGUUAAUUAGUUCUUGUUGAUGAUGAAUGUGAUCCUGGUAGAUCGAUCUGCCGGCAGGCACUGCCUUUUCUUUAUACAGAAAAAGUAGAAGAGAUGAAUGACAUUAUUGUAUGUAUUGAAUUCAUAUAUAUUCAAGAUCGAGUAGGAGUCAUGAUGAGUGGAGUUUGUUUGAA